UUCCACUUUCCAUUGCUAUUGAACAUUACAAUGCCUGAACAUUUGAUCAGUGCUGUCCAAGAACGCCCUGCAUUGUGGGACAAGAGGUGUAAGAAUUAUCAUAAUAGAUUAUUAGCACACCGUGAAUGGGAGGAAGUUGCCAAAAUAAUUAAUAACACAUCUGAUGGGGCAAAAAAAAAAAUGGAAAAAUUUAAGGGAUACUUAUGCGAAAGAAUUAAAAAAAAUUCCCAUGCCUCGUUCGGGAGCUGACGCUGACCAUGAACCGGAGUAUACAGGAAAUUGGCCAUAUUUUGAGUCCUUGUCAUUUUUAAAAGUUAUUUUAAAACCCCGAAAACAAGACGAAAAUAUUAUUGAACCAGAGGAAUCAGCAGAAAACUAUUUAAUGGAUUCAUCGGAGUCUACAACAUAUGCUAGUCAGGGAGACAUAUUUGACACGAACAUGACACAAAAUAAUUUUGAACCUCAGGGAUCUGAACUUGAACGGUCUGAGUCGGUCAUGAUAACAGAAAAUGAAACUAAAGCAAGACGUAAUUAUAGCAUCUCUUCUGCCUCAUCCUCAACAACAGCUACGACAAAACAAAAACGAAAACAUAAAGAUGAUGGACUAGAAGUAUUUAUUCAAUUAGAAAGAGAAAAGAUAGAAGUUUUGCGACAGGAUCAACAAGAUAACAAUGAUGAUGACUUACUUUGGUUCAAAUCGAUGUUACCAUACGUGAAACAGUUGCCUUCAUUAAAUAAGUUACGUUUUAGAACCCAGAUGCAGGAGUAA
Metopolophium dirhodum (rose-grain aphid) is the source of this 769-nucleotide messenger RNA. RefSeq lists its product as uncharacterized. The coding region runs from base 164 to 769 and encodes 201 amino acids. The transcript has 2 exons. The record is from RefSeq and is a predicted model, not a curated record. Gene Ontology annotation, molecular function: DNA binding. Lineage: Eukaryota; Metazoa; Arthropoda; Insecta; Hemiptera; Aphididae.